Camelina sativa (false flax) is the source of this 853-nucleotide messenger RNA. RefSeq lists its product as uncharacterized. Gene Ontology annotation, molecular function: acylphosphatase activity. Lineage: Eukaryota; Viridiplantae; Streptophyta; Magnoliopsida; Brassicales; Brassicaceae. The record is from RefSeq and is a predicted model, not a curated record.
CGUUCGUUAAGAAAAAUAAUAAUAACCAAAAAAAAAAAAAACACUCUGAAGAAGAAACACGAGAGAAAGUUUCUAAAACGGAGAAUGACAUCAAUUGUUGUCGGAACUGGAACAAGAUUCCUGAGUUUCGGCAAAGUUUCACAAAUCUCUACUUCACUGUUUAGUAGAUCUCAUAAUCCUCGUAGCAUCUUUAUUCGCGCUUACCAUCGGAAUCCUCCUCUUUGUACUCUUCCUCUGUUCUCUGCCGCUCUUCGUCUUCCUCGUCCCCUGCCUUGGCUUCGCUCAUCUGCUCCUGUGUCUUCCAUGGCCACUCAGGCUGAAUCUGGCUCUCCCCACCAAUCCGAUUCUUCUAAAACGGUGAGGGUUGUGAUAAAGGGUAGAGUACAGGGAGUGUGCUACAGGAACUGGACUGUUGAGAAUGCAGAGCAGCUCGGGAUUAAGGGAUGGGUUAGGAAUCGCAGGGACGGUUCAGUGGAAGCACUCUUUUCUGGACCACCUGAAGCUGUUGAUGAGAUGCAUCAGAGGUGUCGCCGUGGUCCUCCUGCAGCCAUGGUUACUGGCUUGGAGGCUUUCCCUUCCACUGAACAACCGGGAACAAGUUUUGAAUACAGAUCAACCGUCUGAUUGAUUCUCUUUUAACAGAGAUAGGGUUCUCUGAAGGUUGCAUUGAUUAUAAGUAUCUCGAUAGGAUGUAACAUGGCUCUUUGGUUAAACACACACAUGCCAUGUAUAUACCUAAUUAAUUAUGUGUCUGUGAUCAUUUUUACUCUACGUUGUGUAUACAGUUUGAUAUUUACGAAGCUUGUUACUAUUAUCUAUACUUUUGUUCCCCAGCAGUAGUUGCUGCAGAUUA